AAGCGCUUCUCCCAUUCCGUAAUAGUGAACUCCUGAGGGCAGUGCAGAGCAUUAUGGGAAGUUUAAUAGAUAACUAUAUAUUUCGACAUCUUUCUACUCUCUUAACAUAUUGAAUAUAGUCCCACAGACCUAAUAGAGAAUGCUCAGUAAGCUUUACGAAACAACAUUAAUGAAUGCAUAUACAUAGCCAUUUGUUGGCGCGGAAGAAUCCUUUUGGGAGUACCAAUAUGGCGACGCACAUUAAGUCGCAGAAGAAACAGCGCCCUCUUGUGCCUGGAGGUUGCUGAACCGCUUCUGUCUUGCAGGGGAGGUCAUUGAGACAGGAGAGAACUAAGGCCUAGAGCGUGCCCUCCACAGCAAUGCUCCGCCUGUGCCUAAGGUUCCGCGCUCCGGCUCGGUCUGUUUUAUCGGGCCGGAGCCAAGCUACGUUAGCAGGUCGGUACCGAAGGCUUCACGUGGGACCUGGGAACCGGCUGAGAGGCUUGGUCGGCUCUCCGGCAAAUGUUCCAUCGCUAAAGGGAGCUUGUAGGCAGGGAACGGCCACUGGAAAGAGAUGGUACAGCCUACCUCCUCACCAGAAGGUGCCUUUGCCUGCCUUGUCUCCCACAAUGCAGAUGGGAACUAUAGCUCGCUGGGAGAAGAAGGAAGGUGACAAAAUUAAUGAAGGGGAUCUUAUUGCUGAGGUUGAAACUGACAAGGCCACCGUGGGUUUUGAGAGUCUGGAGGAGGGUUAUAUGGCUAAAAUCCUUGUGGCAGAAGGAACAAGAGAUGUGCCCAUUGGCUCAGUCAUAUGCAUUACUGUGGACAAGCCAGAAUUUAUUGAUGCUUUUAAAAAUUUCACAAUGGACUCUGUAGCUGCAGCUUCUCCACCAAGCGUGGCAGCUGCUACCCCAUCAGCACCACAGCCUGCAGUUCAAGCCCCGGGUAGUACUUACCCCAACCAUAUGAAAAUAUGUCUUCCUGCACUUUCUCCGACUAUGACCAUGGGUACAGUGCAAAAGUGGGAGAAAAAAGUUGGUGAGAAGCUCAGCGAGGGAGACCUUUUGGCUGAAAUAGAGACAGACAAAGCUACCAUAGGAUUUGAAGUACCAGAAGAAGGUUAUUUGGCUAAAAUUCUUAUCGCAGAAGGCACGCGCGAUGUACCCUUGGGCACCCCUCUUUGCAUUAUUGUGGAGAAAGAGUCAGACAUUGGAAGCUUUGCAGAGUACAAAGAGUUAACUGGAGUUGCUGAUAUAAAACCUCAGCCUGCGCCUCCCACUCCGACUGCAGCUCCACAUCCUGUCCCUCAUGUAGCAGUGCCUACCCCUGCUCCUGCACCCAGCGCUGCUCCAUCAUCUCCCAAAGGAAGGGUGUUUAUAAGUCCACUUGCCAAAAAGCUUGCUAGUGAAAAAGGAAUUGAUAUAAAGCAAGUGAAAGGAACUGGGCCAGAAGGAAGAAUUACAAAAAAAGAUAUUGACUCAUUUGUUCCUCCCAAAUCUGCUCCAGUAAGUCUGUGUGUGCCAGUUACAGCCCCAACCCCUGCAGUGUCUGUACCAUCUCCAGCUGUGGCUGCGGUUCCCAGUGGGGUCUUCACAGAUGUGCCCAUUAGUAAUAUUCGCAAGGUCAUCGCUCAGAGACUCGUACAGUCCAAGCAAACCAUACCACACUACUAUUUAUCUAUUGAUAUAAACAUGGGGGAAAUCUUACUCUUGCGAAAAGAGCUCAAUGAGGUUACAAAGGCUGAAAAUGUUAAACUGUCUGUUAAUGACUUCAUUAUUAAAGCUUCGGCUCUGUCAUGUCUGAAAGUCCCAGAAGCAAACUCCUCCUGGAUGGACACUGUAAUUCGACAGCAUCAUGUGGUUGAUGUAAGUGUGGCAGUAAGUACCCCAGUUGGCCUGAUAACUCCUAUUGUGUUCAAUGCCCAUAUCAAGGGGCUGGCAUCCAUCAGUAAAGAUGUGCUGUCUCUAGCAACCCGGGCUCGAGAAGGCAAGCUUAAACCUCAUGAAUUUCAAGGUGGAACCUUCACUGUGUCCAACUUGGGAAUGUAUGGAAUCAAAAACUUCUCAGCGAUAAUUAACCCACCCCAGGCCUGUAUCCUUGCUGUAGGAGGGUCAGAAAACAGACUGAUACCUGCAGACAAUGACAAAGGCUUUGAUGUUGCCAGUAUGAUGUCUGUUACUUUAAGCUGUGAUCACCGUGUUGUGGACGGGGCAGUUGGAGCGCAGUGGCUCGCAGAAUUCAAAAAAUUCUUGGAGAAACCAACAACAAUGCUGCUCUAAAUACAACUCCUUCCACCUUCAGAGGAUCAACAAUUACAUAUCCGAACAAGAUAUUUAUAUACGCCUGUCUUCAAUGACUCCUAAUAAAAACGCUUCAUUCUUUUUUUAUUUAAGAGAACAACUACAAAAAAAUAGCACCUUGUUUUUUAUUCUGGUAACUGUACAGAAAGCCUUUGUUUCACUUCGGUAACAUUUCUGAGAGACUGCAAAUGUCGUGUUAAAUGUAAAACUGUCAUCGAUAUACUGAAGAUCUCCUUUCAAAGGUCAACAUUUCCUUAACUUUAAACUUAACUGUAAAAUAAAUAUGGGGUCAGAUUAAAUAUACAGUCUAUAAACAA
Molecule: messenger RNA, 2596 nt
Organism: Xenopus laevis (African clawed frog)
Lineage: Eukaryota; Metazoa; Chordata; Amphibia; Anura; Pipidae
Product: dihydrolipoyllysine-residue acetyltransferase component of pyruvate dehydrogenase complex, mitochondrial
Exons: 14
Coding region: 360-2258 (632 amino acids)
Source: RefSeq, a predicted model, not a curated record